Orbilia oligospora ATCC 24927 is the source of this 393-nucleotide messenger RNA. RefSeq lists its product as uncharacterized. The record is from RefSeq and is a predicted model, not a curated record. Bases 1 to 393 code for a protein of 130 amino acids. NCBI's taxonomy places the organism in Eukaryota, Fungi, Ascomycota, Orbiliomycetes, Orbiliales, Orbiliaceae. The transcript has a single exon.
AUGCGUGUCUCUACUUUCUUGGGAGCUCUCGCUCUUGCCGCUGCCGUCAACGGAUUGCCCGUAGCCCCAGCCGCUGACAUUGCUGGAUCUCACUUGACCGCACGUCAAAUCCCUCAACUUGAUAACAUCAGCAAUAUCGUCACGGGUAUAACUGGCGGCAUCACUGGAUUUAUCAAUGCCUUCAAAACCAUUGGAUCCGCUUUCGGUGGUAUUGGUACGACGCAGCCGAUAGCACCACAAGCCCCAGCAUCUCCUCAGGCUCCAGCCUCUCCUCAAGCUCCAGCUACUCCUCAAUUCCCCCAACAACCCGUCGCGCCACAGCUGCCGCCACAGACUUUCCCUAUUCAGCCCAACACUGGUAGCCCUAUCGGUAUCCAAGGCCCUCGUGUUUAA